Molecule: messenger RNA, 1255 nt
Organism: Etheostoma spectabile (orangethroat darter)
Lineage: Eukaryota; Metazoa; Chordata; Actinopteri; Perciformes; Percidae
Gene: fam228a
Product: family with sequence similarity 228 member A
Exons: 9
Coding region: 340-1239 (299 amino acids)
Source: RefSeq, a predicted model, not a curated record
ACGCCACCCUAAACUGAGGACGUGUUGGUGACCUGAAGUCGUCUCGCGCUGAACGCCGCGUUCGACUUUGCUCUUGUGAGCCGUCGUCCUGGCAACGGGAAACCUUCAGACGGCAGGACAACCUGUGCUUAAUGAGCCGACCCAAUACCAAAGGAGGUUUACUUCAUUUUGGCAAUUUUUUCUCGGAUUUAUAACACAAACGUCCUCAAGUAAACGAAGGGAUGAGCUCCAAGAAGAACAGCACUGCCAGUGGUGUGAUCACCUUCCACUCCCCAUUUCAUGUCAGCCUGAUCAAAUCAGAGUGUUCCUUAUUUGACCCUAUUGGGAUUUCAGGAGUGCAUGGAUAUUGGGAAGAGCCCGUCUCAGCCGAGCAAGAGGACGAGGAGCACCAGUAAAUGUGUAAGAGCAGAGAAAAAGGACGAGUCCUCACCCUCUGGGCCACAGCCGGGAGCCACACAGCACCGGCUCUCUCACACCUCCCUCAGACGACUGCAGGCAAAGAUGGAGGAUGAUAAUCAACAGGUGAAAGCAACAAUUCAAGCAAUACUGGAUACAGAAAAUGGCUUUAUGAAGGAGCUGGAGAGGUUUCUGAGUCAACGGGACAUAACAGAGCUAAGGAGGAGGGAGCUGCUGCACAAGCGCUGGACCGAGCGUGUGUGGUUUCCCCUCCAGAGGAGAGUGGAGAAACAUGUGUCCAGCUGCAGUCCUGUGGCGGUCAAGAGGCACCUGAGUUUAUACCGUCAAUACCUCCAUCAAUGCAAUACCAAGGGCGUUGUGCUUCUAGAAAGCUAUGAUCUAAGGGAAUACAAUCCAUUUCUUCUCCACAAUAAAAAGCCACACUACAUAAAGCUCAGAACAGCCGACGUAAAGGACCCAUUGUACCUUCAGUUACAUGAAAGACUGAAGGAGAAGAGAACAGCCCGCUCUUGUGAAGAAGGAUGUCAAAGACAAGUAGAGAAGCAGCCUCAGAGUGAUCGCCCUCUUAGUGAGUCUGUGACGUCUCAGGCCAACAUGCCGCUACACGCCUCAUCUAAUCAUCCGGUCACUGCAUCCAGAAAAACUCCAGUGGUGGAUGAGACUGAAGGAAGGAAGUCCAGCAGAAUCAACACCAUACCAUGCCGCCUCCGUACAUUUGUCACACCAAAUGGUAUGUGCCAUCAGACCGGCUGCUGGUUCUCCAGAUGUCGGCAACAAGCAGCAAGUGUACAACAACUUCAGUCCUCGCCUACAUCCAAAUAAAAUCCACAUUAUCCGU